AUGUCGGAUUCCGACUCUUCUUCGUCCUUGUCCUCGGUCGUUUCGACGGCUGACGAGUCCAUCGCGGAAUCCGUCAACCGCAGCGCGGGAAUCACCAAAUAUUUCAAAAAGGCUGCGAAACCGGCUGCACCUCCACCACCAUCUCCAAAACGGCCUCCGUCGCCUCCUCAUGAAUAUGUCCUUGCUGAUAAUCCUAAUAUUGCCUUCCUGGUGAUGUUUCGCUCGAGAUUCACUGAUGUCUUCCCCAAGUCGCUACCGCAUUACGGACCGCAGGAUAUAGAAAAGGGCGUAGUUGAGCCCACGCCGGGUGACCAGGUCGAGCGGCUGCUUUGUGCCCUGCUCAGUCUAGUACUUAACCGGAAGAAAGACGUCGAGAGAGGUCACUACCAGCGCGCCCUCGAGGAAGCUAUACAAAUACAUCAGUCGCAGUGGCCAAAGGCAUGGCAGGGGAAGAGUCCUCUUGCAAAUGGAGGUGGAUAUAUGACGAUGACUCCGGAGGAAAGGAUCCAAUUGCUUUCGACAUUGACCCUUUGGGCCCUCUCCUCCUCCGAAUCCAUCCAGGCGAAGCUCAAAGAAUGCUACAAACAAUCCAGACACGAGGGUGAUAAGAACCAACCAUUGUCCGUCCAGCCUUGGGGAUCAGAUACUCUUAAGAGGCGAUACUGGCUCAUCGAAGGCUUGGACGACACACACUUCCGACUCUACCGAGAAAGCAACCCAGCACUGAAGACAAAUACCUGGUGGAGUGUUGCUGGCACAAUACCAGAACUACGAACUGUCGCUGAAUCUCUAGCAACGGAGAAGUCCCGAGCAUCUCGAGAGUUAAGCCAGAAAAUACUCAACAGCAUCCCACGGUUUGAGAACUCAGAAGAAAAACGCAAACGACGGGACUACCGAAUCGCACGGAAAGCUGCAUUUGCCCGGCCUGAACCUGGCUUCUCUCUCUACGAGGGUCGCACUCGCGGGAAGAGAAUUAAGUACACAUUCUCUGAUGACGACGAUUUCUCAUCGGGGGCCUACCCGUCCAGAAGGUCUACCCGCAAUCAGUCACGCGCUUCAUCGCCCCGAGAGAAUGCUGGUCCUACCUUCACUGCUUCUGGCCGCCAGGUCAAGUCUAGAGUAGGUGGCAUUUACGGUCAGACGGUCCUUGGCAAACGGUCACUCGAUGUUACUGACGACGAGCCAUCGAACAACCCUGCGGGCGGGGAAGAUGGUGCGCAAUAUGGCAGGUCUCGGAGAAGCAGACGUGACCUCCAAACCAAUGGAUGGGACGGCCUAACUCCCAGUGACGAAGAUAAUAACACAGAAGGAGACGAUGAGGCCUCGAGCGGGAACGAGUGGGACGAGGAUGCUGCCGACGACGAAGACGAGGACGAAGCUGGACUAAGCGACGCAGACUCAUUUACAGCAGAUCUACAACUGGACAGAAACAGAAGUUUGAUUGUCAAACUGAAAUAUGGUAAAGAGAAUGCGGCUAAGACACCUCAACCAGUGCCUGAGCAGGCUGGAUCGUUAAAGCAAGAACCGCUGCACAAUGGCAAUCCUCCUAUGACAAUGCCAACAGAGACGCCUAUAAAUGGCUCUAUCAUCAAUGCGCCCAGUGAGCCAGCAAAGGAGCGCCCUAUAGCUGUUGAGAUGCCGCCCAAGCCAGAAUUCAAGAAGGACAGCCCUGCCUUACCACCAGCUACUUAUACCCCUACUAUCCCUGAAAAGCAAGAGACCCAAGUCCAACCACCUUCAUAUAACGGAGUUGUCUAA
Nannizzia gypsea CBS 118893 is the source of this 1758-nucleotide messenger RNA. RefSeq lists its product as hypothetical. Bases 1 to 1758 code for a protein of 585 amino acids. The transcript is spliced from 5 exons. The record is from RefSeq and is a predicted model, not a curated record. NCBI's taxonomy places the organism in Eukaryota, Fungi, Ascomycota, Eurotiomycetes, Onygenales, Arthrodermataceae.